This is a messenger RNA of Fusarium oxysporum Fo47, 1296 nucleotides long. Its product is annotated as S-adenosyl-L-methionine-dependent methyltransferase. Gene Ontology annotation, molecular function: methyltransferase activity. NCBI's taxonomy places the organism in Eukaryota, Fungi, Ascomycota, Sordariomycetes, Hypocreales, Nectriaceae. The transcript has 8 exons. Bases 28 to 1185 code for a protein of 385 amino acids. The record is from RefSeq and is a predicted model, not a curated record.
GCCUCAUUCAAGAGAGACUGCAAUACAAUGGCUAGCGAACCUACAGAAACGCCUGGGCUGACUCUGCCGCCCGCUCCAACGCCCGCUUGGGAGGUCUUACAGAACCUCCAGCAGGGCCAAGAGAAUCAAGAUCCAGAGCAUGAUGAUGCCGAAACUGACGAGGGCUUUGAUGGCCACAGUGAUUCAGACCUGGACUCUGCUCUGGGAUCCAACGUGGCGGACUCGACCUAUUCCUUGAGCUCAAGUAUUUUCGAGUACCGAACCCUGCAUGGCAGGACCUAUCAUUCAGAUAGAGGUACAGCCCAGUAUUGGGCAUCCAAUGAUGAUCAGGCCAGCCAAUCUCUGGACAUUGCACAUCAUUUUACUCUACUUCUGCUGGAAAAUAAACUACAUCUGGCACCUCUCAAGCCUGAUAUCCAGAGGGUGCUUGAUAUUGGGACGGGAACAGCUAUCUGGGCCAUUGACUUUGCCGACGAACAUCCUCAUGUCGAGGUCGUGGGCACUGAGAUCAGCCCUAUUCAGCCAACCUGGAUGCCAUCAAAUCUACAGCUCGAAAUCGAGGACUGCAACGACACCUGGACCUUCCGGCCCGACUCCUUUGACUUCGUCCAUAUGAGAUUCAUGCUGGGAAGCAUUACAGACUGGACUGCCACUUUCCGCGAAGCGUUCACAGCUUGUGCCCCGGGCGGCUGGGUCGAAAGCUACGAAGUCUCAUCUACUAUGGAAAGUGACGACAAUUCUAUUCCAGAUGGAAGCGCUAUGAAACGCUGGGGUGAAGUAUUCGAAGAAGGCGGCCAACGUGCAGGAAGAAGCUUUGCUAUGAUCCGAGAAGAUGUGCAGAGGAAGUCGAUGGAAGAAGCGGGAUUUGUCAACAUCCACGUCGUCGACCUCAAGGUAACUUCAUACUCCAUGUCAAUUUUCUGGAUCAGCCUAACAGUUUCGCAACAGGCACCAAUGGGAGGCUGGCAUACAGAAGAACGACUCAAGCAGGUUGGACAUUAUAUGCAGGCAGCUCUGGAGCGAGAUUAUGAGGGGUAUCUUCUGUUCCUGGCGUGCGAGCUUUUGGGAUGGACUGAGGAUCAGGUCAGAGCUCUGUGCACUCAGCUCCGACGAGAGAUCCGAUCAGGUCAACAUCAUCCGUAUUUCAGACAAAGGAUUGUGUACGGUCAGAAGCCUGAAGUUUGAUUCGAAGCAAGUGGUACUUCAGUAACUCAAUAUAGGAUAUAGCUUAGGAGGACCAGACCGCUGCAGAUAGAAUUAGUUAAAUUUAGGACGCCUUUAGAUUAGUCAUUUUGG